AUGGCUGAUUCAGAUGUGGAUGAAUAUCAAAAACGUUGGGAGGCAAGCUGGAAUGCAGGUCUCAAGCCCGGCGAGAGAUUCGAUGCAUGUCAAUCAUCGCCUGCACUGCUCGACCUGCUAAAAAGGGGAACCGUGGCUGUGGAGGGGAAGAGGGUCUUCGUGCCGGGCUGUGGCAGAGGGUACGACCCCGUGACCUUCAUCAAGGCUGGCGCCAAGGAGGCCAUCGGCCUGGAGCUUGCCCCUUCGGCAACCCCUGCAGCCAACGAGUACAUUGCAGCGCAGUCGGUGGAUACCAGCAAGUGCUACGUGGAGACCGGUGACUUCUUCAAGUGGAAGGACCCUGCUGGCUUUGACGUCGGCUAUGACUAUACCUUCUUGUGCGCCAUGCAUCCGACCAUGCGCGAGGACUGGGCCAAGGCCUGGCAUGGGCAUCUGUCGCCAGGAGGCAAGCUCAUCACCCUCAUCUUUCCCAUCAACCCUGCGGCAGACCCUGGACCGCCCUGGUACAUCCACGCAGACAUGUGCAAGGAGCUGCUCAUCCCCGCAGGCACGGCAGUGGAUUUUGUGACCAAGGGAGGGGGGGACAAGAAGGGCCCCCAGAGAUUAGAGUUUAGGCCCAUAACAGACAAGGAGGCCAGUCUCCGAGUCGAGGUGGAGUCACCCUUCCGGAGUCUGAGGAUCAUAGUACUGGGGUUCUGCAUCGCCAGCGCUGGCAUCGGCUCCCUCUUCAGCCUCGUCUACAUCCUCAAAGACGGGCCUGAUGCCUGGAAGAACCUGGGGAUCAAUGCGGGUGUGGUGGCCGUGGCCGCCUGGCUCCUGCGCCGCGAUCUCAAGGCGCGGGGCACUGCUGUCAACCGCGUGAUGCGGGAGGGCCAGCUGGGGGCGUGCGAGGUCCAGCUCCAGAACGGGAGGAGGCUCCGCCUCGCCGACCUCCGGGGGUCAGCACGGGUGGUGAUCAUGGUCGGGACGCGGGAGCAGGUGGAGGCCGCGGUGGGGGCCGCGGAGCCUUUCCGGGAGAGACUGCAGGCGGCGGGGGUGCUGCUGGUGCCGGCUGCCAUCUACGACCAGGGCAGUGGCACCUCUGACGGCGCCGCACCCCAGGCCUCCGCCGCGGACCUCAAGUGGGUCGCCCAGCCGGUGCGGCUCGCUGAGUGGCGGACCUGGUUCGAGCAGCAGACCAAGUCGCAGGGCACGCCCACCGCCGGGGGCCUGUACAUCAGCCUGCGCCUGGAUGGGCGCAUCCGCGCCAGCGGGCGAGGCUCCCCGCCCUGGGAGCAGCUGGCCGCCCAGCUGCCGUCUGUCAGCGGGUUCUUUGGGGGCUUCCUGGACGGCAUGGACGGCAGGGUCUGA
This is a messenger RNA of Auxenochlorella protothecoides, 1350 nucleotides long. Its product is annotated as putative thiol methyltransferase 2. Lineage: Eukaryota; Viridiplantae; Chlorophyta; Trebouxiophyceae; Chlorellales; Chlorellaceae. Bases 1 to 1350 code for a protein of 449 amino acids. The transcript is spliced from 9 exons. Gene Ontology annotation, molecular function: S-adenosylmethionine-dependent methyltransferase activity. The record is from RefSeq and is a predicted model, not a curated record.